Molecule: messenger RNA, 3331 nt
Organism: Frankliniella occidentalis (western flower thrips)
Lineage: Eukaryota; Metazoa; Arthropoda; Insecta; Thysanoptera; Thripidae
Gene: pav
Product: kinesin-like protein KIF23
Exons: 14
Coding region: 149-2716 (855 amino acids)
Biological process (GO): microtubule-based movement
Cellular component (GO): nucleus; kinesin complex; microtubule
Molecular function (GO): ATP binding; microtubule motor activity; ATP hydrolysis activity
Source: RefSeq, a predicted model, not a curated record
UUUGAAAGUCCAUCUUGGAAUUUAGCGCCGGGCCCGGGUGAUGGUUUGGAGUGUUCCUCCGUGAUUGUUGUUGUAUUUGAUUUUUUGUAUAGUUACAUGUCCUAACGCGCUUGUGAUAACUGUCCGAACGAACUGCUCAACGGUCAACAUGAAGCCUGUGCGAACAAGGAAUCUUCCGAAAAAGACCCCUUCAAAGACCAAAAGCUCAUCCAAAGAUCCUGUUCAAGUGUUUUGUCGACUUCGGCCCAUGCAAAAUGAAUCUGACCAAGCAUGCAUGACAAUAAUAUGUCCACGCUCUAUCCAAGUUACACCUCCUGAUACCUCAGCUAACUACAGGGCUGGUUCUGCCAAAGAUGUCAUUUACUCUUUUCAAAGGGUAUUCGAUGAAGCUGUUGGUCAGAAAGAAAUCUUCGAAACUGUUGGUUUACCUCUUGUGAAAUCACUGUUAGAGGGCCGUAAUGGCCUAUUGUUUGCCUACGGAGUUACCGGCAGUGGUAAAACUUACACCAUGAAUGGAGGACCCCAGGAUGGCGGUAUCAUGCCCCGUUCCCUUGAUGUUUUAUUCAACAGUAUUCAUAAUUACCAGGCAAAGAAGUAUACAUUUAAGGCUGAUAAAAUGAAUGGGUUUGAAAUCCAAAGUGAUGUAGAUGCUCUAAAAGAAAGGCAGCAGGAACUUAUAAGAAAUCUCGAAUCAAGACCAACUAGAACACCAAGAAAAAAUUCAGACCCAGAAAUAUUUUGUCGUCAGCCAGACACCACCCAGUUAGAUCUACCUUGUGAAGAUAACACAUAUGCCGUGUUUGUGACAUACGUUGAGAUCUAUAACAACAGUGUUUUUGAUCUCUUGGAAGAGAGCCAGGACUCUGUAAGCCAGUACAGACAAGUUAAAAUUUUGAGAGAGGAUGCUUUAAAGAACAUGUACGUUCAUGGAGUGACAGAAGUUGAGGUGAAAUCUCCAGAAGAAGCUUUCGAAGCAUUUUAUAAGGGGCAAAAGAAGAAGAGAGUGGCCAAUACUAUGCUCAAUGCCGAGUCAAGCCGCAGUCACUCAGUGUUCUCCAUACGUCUUGUUCAGGCCCCUUUAGACUAUCAUGGUGAAACUGUUGCUCAAGAAAAAGGGGGAAUGGUGAUAAGUCAACUCUCUCUGGUUGAUCUAGCUGGGUGUGAAAGAACUAAUAGAACCAAAAAUAGUGGUCAGCGCUUGAGAGAAGCAGGAAAUAUCAACAAUUCUCUGAUGAGUUUACGGUCCUGUUUGGAAAUAUUGAGAGAGAAUCAACUGACUGGUGCUAAUAAAAUGGUGCCAUACAGAGACUCUAAACUCACACACCUUUUUAAAAACUACUUGGAUGGGGAGGGUGAAGUUAGCAUGAUUGUUUGUGCUAACCCUCGCGCUGAAGAUUAUGACGAAACUACGCAAGUUAUGAAAUUUGCUGAAAUGAGCCAAGAGGUUCAAAUUGCCAGGCCAGUACCGGUUCGUUUGGACUUCGGUUUCACACCUGGGAGAAGGAAAGCUAACCAGGUUUUCCGCACUGCUGUUAAACAGUUAGAAGAAGAAGGGUUUAAUGAAAAUAUUCCUAUUGAUGUGGAUAUUGUGUACAGUUUGUCGUCUGAAUUCCCUUCCAUGGAUAUUCUGGGGCCAGAGGGUGGAAAGGUCUUAACAGAACUAAAAGCAUUCUUACAGGAAAGGAUUAAACAAAGAAGCUUGCUUGGUAAAGAUCUCUUACUUAAACAAGAGCAUUUCAGAGCACUCCUGGCGAAAGUUGAACAAGAAAACAUUCUUGUAAAACAAGAAAGCAUUACACAGCAAGCUCAACUUGAUCAAGAGCGAAAUAGAAUGCGAAAUUUAACUGUGAAGCUUGGAUCUGUAGAACGUCAAAAUUCAACUCUCCAAAGACGUUUUGAGGAACAAGAACACAAGAUUAGCAUUCUCCAACAAGAAAAGGCAGAUUUGGAAAUGGCUUUGUCCCAAAGUGCGAUAGACAAACAAAAAGUCAAAUCCAGGUAUAAUGCAAAGGUGGCUAUGGAAACAGAAAAAAUUUCUCAUGUCUUGGAAAAAAAAUUAGAAAAAGACAGGCAACAACUGCAAAACGCAAUUCGUGCAAAGGAUGAAAAGCUGCGACGGGUCCGGCAUGCUCUCAAGGAAGAUAUUCCCCCAUCCAGUGCAUCCUCAACUUCUAGCCUAGCUAAUGUCACAUCAAAGUCUGAUGGUGGUACUACCCAGUCUUCCAGUGCUUUGCCCAAGACUCCAAGUGCUGAUUCUAGAAGGAUGGGUUUGGCUCUGAGGAAUCCUCGCCAUCGUAGAUCCCGCUCUGUGGAAGGUACAGGUAAGUGGCUUGACCAUUGUCCUGCCACCCCUGUUCCUUUGAGCACUGUGUUUCAGCCCAACAUGAAGAAACGCAAGUCUGUUACAAAGCUUACUGAUGUAAAAGACAUUACCAAAGGGACAGAGCGAUACUGUUUAACCACUCAAGAGCAGGAUACAGAUGGGGAGUUAGAAACUCGACUUUACAAGGGUGACGUUGUGCCCACAUGCAGUGGGGGAGCUCAAGUGAUCUUCAGUGAUGUUGAACUUCUGAAACAGUCAUCUCCUACCGGUAAUGCCGCCGGUCCUACCACUCGCAAAAGGAGCGCCCGAAUGUCAGGAGUUGAUGUAGCUGAACGAUGCCUCACCGCGGUUGAGGGUCAUGGGAAGAGGCCUCACAUUUCAGGAAAGCAUUAAGUAGUUUUGGGAUCAUGGUCCAAUGUCACCAAAAAACUAAUCUGUCUGCUUUCAUUUAACAUGCCUCAUGCCUCUUAGUGAGAUUAGCUCUUUGGUGACAUUGGGUCCCUUAAUAACGUCAUUAGAUUCUGAAAAGAAAUUCUCUUAUUUUUAUGUGACAUUGUCAUAGCUAGAAUGCAUUGACGGUUUGCAUUGUAUAAAAUUGCUUAGCUCUAAGUAUUUAUAAUAUAUGUAUUCAGUUUUAUAUAAUCCUAUACAGCCAUAGCUGUUUGCUAGAUGUCGGUAAACAGACUUGCCUAACCAAUCAGACAUUUCUUUUAAUAUUUUAAGUACAGUGUAUUGUUAGUCAAUAAUUUUGGUGGCUUGUGCUUGCGUGUGUUCUAAAACUCGAUUCUUUUGUAGGUUGUGGUAUAUUCAGUAUUGCUUUCUGUGUCCUUGUGUUUUAACAACACAUAGGCUUAAUCAAUUCUUACUUUAUACUUUGUAUGUAAAAUAUUUUUAGCCACUGUGAUCAAACAUGCUACGGCUGUGCCUCUGUGCUGAACAAAGGCGUGUGGUGCAGCCGGAUUUGUGUAAAUGUUUCCCUAUUAUCGCAUUAAACGAAAUUCAUUUUUA